Pocillopora verrucosa is the source of this 1277-nucleotide messenger RNA. Its product is annotated as beta-1 adrenergic receptor-like. Gene Ontology annotation, biological process: G protein-coupled receptor signaling pathway. NCBI's taxonomy places the organism in Eukaryota, Metazoa, Cnidaria, Anthozoa, Scleractinia, Pocilloporidae. Gene Ontology annotation, molecular function: G protein-coupled receptor activity. The record is from RefSeq and is a predicted model, not a curated record. Gene Ontology annotation, cellular component: membrane.
AUGAACGACACCCACACUUUGGGAAACCAAGGUAAACCGCUACCUUUGGAGGCAAAGAUCGCUUUAGCGACGUGGUUGGGUGUCGCAGGGUUAGUGACAAUAGCUGGAAAUGGAAUUGUCCUGUGGUUGAUUUUCAGAAAAAGAUCUCUAAGAACAAUGUCUAACCUGUUCCUAACCUCGUUGGCCGCCGCGGACUUCUUAGUGGGACUUGUUAUAGACCCAGUGUGGUUAGUGGUAAGAUGUUUGGGUUAUAAUCCUAAAACCUACUUCGAAACCUUCGGUAGGAGUAUAGAUUAUCUAUGGAUCCACACUACUGUGGCAACAACAUUUAACUUAUGCUGUGUUAGCCUGGACAGGUACGUAGCCAUCAUUCAUCCUCUGCGCUACCACGAUUUUCUCACCAACAGAAGAUGUUAUUUACUGAUAGCUGAUGUAUGGUUUAUGUCCCUCGUUCUACCCUGCUCAAGGUUCAUGGUUCAGGAUAAAAAAGCUUUAUCGACAUUGUAUCUAUCUUUUACAGUUAUGACAAUAUUAUUUCCUAUGUCUAUAAUCGUGUUCUGUUCUCUUCGAAUUUUAAAAGCUGCUUCAGUACAUUACAAUAGCAUAAAACCGACGAGCAGCUGUGCGCAGAAUCAAGACGUUAUUAGAAGAAGUAAAAAUAACUACAAAGCUGCUAAAACAGUUAGUAUCAUAGUGGGGCUAUUUGUGGUUUCCUGGUUGCCGAGUCUCAUCACUGGUUUGGCGCACUAUUUCAGCAACCUAGUGUCUUACGACUCAGUUUACUACACUGUGUGGACAUAUGUUGAAACAGUGGCAUUUACUUCAUCGGCAAUCAACCCAUGGGUGUAUUGUUUGCGAAACGACGAGUUCUAUGAAGCAUUAUCACGCACAUUUCGAUUUCUUAAAAGACGAUAAUUUGGAAAAAUGUUUCAUGUACAACUCAGAGACUGCACAAACGUGUGGACAUUUCUUGAAAUAAUGGCGUUUAAUUGAUCUGCAACCAACUCAUGGCUUUAUUGUUUGCAUAACGACGAGUUCUAUGAAGCAUUAUCACGCAAAAUUCGAUUUCUUAAAAGACGGUAGACUGACCCUAUGAAGUCAUAUCACACAAUGCAAUAACUUUUUUGUUCAAAAAAGUAAAAGUAGCUUGGUAAAGUGGUAAGCUGUUUUUCCAACCAUGAAUAUUGGUUGUUUUCAUGGUUGGCAAAACAGCUGUUGGCUCUAAAUUAAGUUUGUUGUCAAAACUCGAAGUGCUUGUCACUUGUCAAUUGAAGAAA